Messenger RNA from Erigeron canadensis, 1079 nucleotides. RefSeq names its product syntaxin-22-like. The coding region runs from base 1 to 822 and encodes 273 amino acids. The record is from RefSeq and is a predicted model, not a curated record. The transcript has 7 exons. Gene Ontology annotation, cellular component: endomembrane system; membrane; SNARE complex. Gene Ontology annotation, molecular function: SNAP receptor activity; SNARE binding. Gene Ontology annotation, biological process: vesicle fusion; vesicle-mediated transport; intracellular protein transport. Lineage: Eukaryota; Viridiplantae; Streptophyta; Magnoliopsida; Asterales; Asteraceae.
AUGAGUUUUCAAGAUAUUGAAGCUGGCCGUAAUAAAAACAAGGGUGGGGUGAUGAGAAAGAAAUUACAGGAUCCGACUCAGGCGGUAGCUUCUGGAAUAUUCCAGAUAAAUACAGCCGUCUUUACCUUUCAAAGGCUUGUUAAUUCACUCGGUACUCCUAAAGACACUCCUCAAUUUCGUGAUAAGCUGCACAAGACCAGAUUACAUAUUGGGCAAUUAGUGAACGAUACUUCUGACAAACUAAAGCAAGCAAGUGAAACAGAUCAUCACGCCAAUGUUAGUGCUAGCAAAAAGAUCACAGAUCGUAAUUUUGCCCAAGAUUUCCAAGUACUUUUGGAAGAAUUCCAGAAGGCACAACGGCUUUCAGCUGAAAGAGAGACAGCUUACACACCCUUUGUUUCUCAAGUUUCCCCCUAUUCAGGUGAUCCGUCUAGUGAACUAGAUGUAAGCUCAGGCAGGAGUCAAGAACAACAUGCUCUUCUCGUGGACUCUAAAAGGGAGGAGGUCUUACUGCUGGAAAAUGAGAUUGCAUUUAAUGAAGCUAUUAUCGAAGAAAGAGAUCAGGGAAUACAGGAAAUCCAGAAACAAAUUGGAGAGGUCAACGAAAUAUUUAAAGACCUUGCUGUUUUGGUUCAUAAACAAGGAACUAUGAUUGAUGAUAUAAGCUCCAACAUUGAGAAUUCUCAUGCUGCGACUACAGAGGCAAGAUCCCACAUUGCAAAAGCUUCAAAGACUCAAAGAUCAAAUUCUUCCAUGACUUGUUUGCUUUUGGUGAUACUGGGAAGCGUACUUCUCAUUGUGAUCAUUGUUCUUGCAGUUUGACCCCAAAAGCAUGCUCGUAUAAAUAAACUAAAGCUUAUUAAGGGGAUCCAAUAGCAUUUUCAAGAUGACCCUUUUCUGUGUGGUGGCUGGUUUUUAAGUUGUCCCAUCUGCAUAUCAGUGUCGUCAUGUCAUGAAUUAUGUUUGAUUUUAGGGGAUCUUUAUGUAAAUCGAAAAUAUGUCAUGUUAAUAUUUUGUUAGUAGUUUGUAGAAACUGAGAGCUUGAUCAGCUCUUCGCGCCCACCUCUUGAAAGAUGGAA